UCCUGGCCGCCGUCGGCAAGCGAAUCGCUGAACGUUGGUUUCGUGAGUGCCGCGGGCCCCGUUUGGCGAUCUUUCUUGCCGCCACGACGCGAAACGAAUCGUGGCCGUGAGUAACCGUUAGGGGGAAGAGGCUGGAAAUGAGGCCGAAGACUUUCCCAAGGAGACCCUUUUUCGUCUUUGAAGGUGACUCAGUCGACGACGCCGAGUGCGGAUCCUGUUUUUCCGGCUUCUGCGAAUCUGGAGGCAACUGCACGCCGUGUGCCCCAGAAAGCAUAAUCGAAGUGGCCACCUCCACAAUGGUUACUGAUAGGAACAGCCCGACUUCCCUCGGGAUCUCUCAAAACGAGCAGUGCAACGUGGUGUGUAAAAUCGCUGUAGGUGGUUCUGUGUGUCUCUUCAUCCUGGCCGGAGCCCUGAUUCUCUAUUUUAAGAAAAGGAAAACUACUUCGGUUCAAAAGCCCAUCCCUGCUCCGAAUAUCUACAUUAACAAACCCCAUUUUGGUAAUUUUUUUCCCCGAUUAUCGUUCUGCUGUUUAUCCGCUACAGGUAAUCCUCGACUUAACCGACUGUCAACUGAAUCCCAGCCUGAUGGGAUCUGUAAUCCAACCCAUCUGGAGGGGCUUGUAUUGGGUGUGUUAGACUGGGGUCCCCAGUUCCGUAAGCCAGUGGCACUGAUUCCCCGCUGUUUUCCAGGCAAUCCGGUCUCCUCCCUUCCCGAGUCAGCCUUGCUGGUGGACAAAGCACCCGCGCCAUCCCGCUCUCUACAACAAGGGCGGCAUCUCUACACCGUCAUCAACGCCGUGCCCGUCCGACGGUGGAAAGAGUUUGUGAGGGGCCUGGGGCUGCGGGAUGGAGAAAUCGAGCUGGUGGAACUGGAGCACUCUCAAUUCCGCGAGCAGCAGUACGAGAUGUUGAAACGUUGGUGUCAGCAGCGGGGCGCCUCGUUGAAGGCCAUUUUGGACACCCUGGAGGCCAUGCAGUUGGGCGGCUGUGCCCAGGAACUGAGGGAGAAUCUGCAGGUGGAGCAUCUCUGGUGUAACCCGUAAGGCUGACGGCAAUGGGGACUGUCCUCGUACGGGGGGGAUACGUUGCGGUCGAGUUGGUGUACGAGCGGCGGAAUGGGACAACUCAUGUGGCCAUGACCAUCUCGCCACAGUCCACUCGCCUCAAUGAACUCGCCACGGUCAUCUUGAUGCAGCCAACUCGCCGCAGAACAAGUCUCCGCGAGAAAAUUCUACACGGGAUAACUCGACACGAUAAAUGUUACCCGCCACUGUUUCUUUGACAUUAUUUCCAUUUUUGUGGGAAAGGGUUUAGUGGAAAUGAUGCUGAAGGAACUGUGGGCGGAUAACAUUUAUCGCAUCGAGUUAUCCUGCGUGCAAUUAUGAUUGUAGCGAGUUGUCCUAGACCCCCCCCACGAGCGUAGCGUUGUGGAUGUACGGUGCCACACUGGAAAUGCUCAGGACCAAACUCCAAGGGACGGUACCCGGUUGCUUGAACCCUCGGCCUCGUUCACAACUUGCUCGUUUGUCUUCUCUGCAAAAGAUACUCCAUGGAUCUCCUUGCGAAGGGAAAAUACGAACGGACCGCGGGUGACGCAUUACCGAUAUCGACCGAGCCGUCAAAAACAUUUCGCCCAACGGUGGGCAACUCAAUACCUUACUAGAAGAGCCAACAAUCUUGUUUUGCCUGACAAAACAAGAUCUGUCCGAUAUUACGCUAAACAACUCGAGGUAUUACUUGAAUUUUAUUAAUGGUAUUUCUUUAUAGAGCCGAGGUGGCGCAGUGGUUAGGGUGCAGCA
Molecule: messenger RNA, 1802 nt
Organism: Thamnophis elegans (Western terrestrial garter snake)
Lineage: Eukaryota; Metazoa; Chordata; Lepidosauria; Squamata; Natricidae
Gene: TNFRSF25
Product: TNF receptor superfamily member 25
Exons: 5
Coding region: 138-1046 (302 amino acids)
Biological process (GO): signal transduction
Cellular component (GO): plasma membrane
Molecular function (GO): protein binding
Source: RefSeq, a predicted model, not a curated record